Drosophila busckii is the source of this 1751-nucleotide messenger RNA. Its product is annotated as armadillo repeat-containing protein 6 homolog. The transcript is spliced from 2 exons. Gene Ontology annotation, molecular function: protein binding. Gene Ontology annotation, biological process: hematopoietic progenitor cell differentiation. The record is from RefSeq and is a predicted model, not a curated record. The coding region runs from base 254 to 1645 and encodes 463 amino acids. NCBI's taxonomy places the organism in Eukaryota, Metazoa, Arthropoda, Insecta, Diptera, Drosophilidae.
ACGGGCACAGUUUUCGUAAUAAAUUUGAAUUAAACUGACAGUUUGUCUUUCGGAACACUUACGAAACACACAUUUAAAGCAUUUACUGAGAUUGUAAAAGACUUUCAACAAAGAGAGAUAACUUUCUUUAUAACCUUUUAUUUGAGCUUGCGUGUGCAUGUGUGUGCCUGUGUGUGUGUGUAGGAGUUGAAACAAAGACACAGCUGCAGCUGUUUGGCGUUUUAGAAUAUAAAUAGAGCAUAAAUUGCAAAAGAUGGCUAAGGUAAUCUCACAAGAGACAUUCGACGAGGUCGUCCAGGAGAAUGUUGUGGAGUUCUGCAUGACGGCAGAGGAUGCCAAGCAGGAGACUAUCAAACAGUUUGAAGCUCAGGGCAUAAAUCUGGCGAAUAUUAUCAAGGAUCUGAGCAUCAAUGCGGAGACAGGCAAGCCCAUACUCAAUGAAACUGUGGAGAAGCUAAAGACGCACAUAAGUGAAAAGUCUGAGGAUGCACAGCAGUUACUGGAGCUCUUAGCCAUUCUGGAUAUGGAGUGCCAAAAGUCAUUGGCGCAUAGAGUGCUGGCGGGCAAGAAUGGUGCACAUGAUGCAUUGGUAACGCUGCUGGAGCAAACUUUAUGCGCGGAGCAGCUCAACACAGCGCUGCUGAGCAAGUGCCUGACAGCUGCUAAUAGCUUAACACACAAGCAGCCGGAUCUGUUCGAUGCGGAGGCAUUAUCUAUGGUAUUGAAGCUGCUGGCCUUGCAGGAUCAACUGGACAUCACCUGCCUGACGCUACAGUGGCUGCAAAAGGCGUGUGUGAUGCACGAGAUGAAUCGUCAGCAUAUUAUGAGCAGUGGCGUCUUGCCGUUGAUGAAGCCGUUGCUACGCAAGGAUAGCGCAAGGCUGGUGCGUGAGACAACAGCAGUGCUGCGUUUUCUGGUGCUGGACGAUGAUAUACGCGUGGAGUUUGGUUGUGCGCACGAGCAUGCGCGUCAGAUAGCUAAUGAGAUGUUGCUGCAGCUGGUGGAGCUGCUGCCUGCCUAUGAGGAAGUCAAUGUGCUCUCAGACUUGUUGCUCACCAUAGGCACGCUGGCCGUGCGCCAAGAGCUGUGCACGCUUAUCGAUGAGGCGGGCGGUCUUAAGCUUAUCUUUGACAUUAUGCAGGCAAAUCUGCAGCACGAGCGUCUCAAUCGAGAGGCCUUGAAGCUAUUGCGUGCCAUGGCUGGUCAUGAUGCAGUCAAGGCGCAUAUAAUACAGCAGGGCGUGGCGCCCAUUAUUAAAGAACUGCUAGAAACUCAUCAGCAGAAUGAAAAUGUUGUGGCCGCUGCCUUUGCAUGCAUAACGACGCUAACGCUGCGUGUUAAGGAGCACAGUGCUGCCUUCUUCGACACUGGCAUUGCAGAAGUUAUGGCGGAGGCAUUGCGUGCACAUCCCAAGCAUAAGACUGUGCAGCGCAAUGGCGCCUGGGCUAUACGCAAUAUGGUUUCACGAUCACGCAAUCAGUGCGAGACCUGGUUGUCUUUUGGCAUUGAGGAUUUGCUAAAUGCAGCCAUGCUGGAGCAUCCGGCUGUGGCGCAGGACAUUAAGGCAGCAUUGCGUGAUCUUGGCUGCAAAGUGCAGUUGAAAGAGGAAUGGACCGGCACGGCGGAAAAGAAAAUUGCUGCUUAAAACUUUAUUUCAUUCAUAUGCAUACAAUGUUUUAUAUUUUUAUAAUAUUAUCCAGACUAACUUAUUCACAUACCAAACUUUUUCAUGCGGCAGCACAACUAAUAAU